UUUAGAAUAUCUACACAGUGACCUGCAGCAUUUAGAACUCUCUGUUCAGAAUGGAUGAUGGAUAUAGAAACACAAACCAGGUCUCAGAUGACUACAGGUACCAGGAUGGCAGCUAUGACACACCCAACGAUGGCUACUACCGGGGCGGGGAUGAGCCCGCGCAGGACGAGGAUGCCCAGAGUGAUGUCACAGAAGGCCAUGAUGAGGAUGAUGAGGUCUAUGAGGGGGAGUACCAAGGGAUCCCACACCCAGAUGACAUUAAAGAGAAGCAGAAGAAGCGAGCCCCUGCCAUGGAUGAUGAGUACAGAGACCGUGCUGACCUCAUGGCCGAGAGGAUGGAGGACGAGGAGCAGCUCGCCCACCAGUAUGAGAACAUCAUUGAGGAGUGUGGCCACGGACGCUUCCAGUGGACUCUCUUCUUUGUUUUAGGGUUGGCACUGAUGGCAGAUGGGGUGGAGGUGUUUGUGGUUGGAUUUGUUCUUCCCAGUGCUGAGAAGGAUAUGUGCUUGUCCAGUUCCAACAAAGGGAUGCUGGGCUUGAUAGUCUACUUAGGAAUGAUGGUGGGGGCUGUCUUGCUGGGUGGCCUCGCUGACAAACUGGGAAGAAAGCAAUGCCUCAUCAUGUCACUCGCAAUCAAUGCUGCCUUUGCGUUCCUCUCCUCCUUCGUCCAGGGAUACGGAUUCUUCCUCUUCUGCCGCCUUAUCUCAGGCCUGGGUAUCGGGGGCACCCUCCCCAUCGUGUUUGCCUAUUUCUCUGAAUUCCUGUCUCGUGAGAAGAGGGGGGAACACCUGAGCUGGCUUUGCAUGUUCUGGAUGAUUGGUGGCAUUUAUGCUUCAGCAAUGGCUUGGAGCAUCAUCCCACAUUACGGCUGGGGGUUCAGUAUGGGAACCAAGUACCACUUCCACAGCUGGAGAGUCUUUGUGCUGGUGUGUGCUCUGCCCUGUAUCGCCUCCCUGGUGGCGCUGAAAUUCAUGCCUGAGAGCCCGCGGUUUUUGCUGGAGAUUGGUAAACAUGAUGAAGCUUGGAUGAUUCUCAAACAAGUCCAUGACACCAACAUGAGGGCCAAGGGCGAGCCAGAGAGGGUGUUUACGGUUUCCUAUAUCAAAACUCCAAAGCAAGUAGAUGAAUUUAUUGAAAUCCAGAGCUCAACGGGGACCUGGUACCAGCGGUGGCUGGUCAGAAUCACAACUACUUUAAGACAGGUCUGGGACAAUGUGCUAUAUUGUUUAACAGCCCAGUACAGGAUGAACACACUGAUGCUGGCUGUGGUUUGGUUUACAAUGGCCUUAAGUUACUAUGGCCUUAUUGUCUGGUUCCCUGACAUGAUCCGCUAUUUCCAAGACGAGGCAUAUGAAUCCCGGGUGAAGAUCUUUGAUGAGGAAGAAGUGUCCCAUUUCACCUUUAAUUUCACCCUGGAAAACCAGAUCCAUAGAAAUGGAGAAUACAGGAAUGACAAAUUUAUUGGCAUGAAAUUCAAGGAAGUGAGAUUUGAGGAUUCAUUAUUUGAGGAUUGCUACUUUGAAGAUGUGAGAUCCAGUGAGACCUUCUUUGAAAACUGCACCAUCAUCUCUACUGUCUUUUAUAACACUGAUCUCUACGAGCACAAAUUCAUCAACUGCAGGCUCAUCAACAGCACCUUCAUGAAGGAGAAGGAAGGCUGCCACAUCGACUUUGAGGAGGACAAUGAUUUCCUGAUCUACCUGGUCAGCUUCCUGGGCAGCCUGUCUGUGCUGCCAGGCAACAUCAUCUCUGCUCUGCUCAUGGACAAAGUCGGGAGGAUAAAGAUGAUUGGCGGCUCGAUGCUGAUCUCAGCCGUGUGCUGCUUCUUCCUGUUCUUCGGGAACAGCGAGUCGGCGAUGAUCGGCUGGCAGUGCCUCUUCUGCGGGGCCAGCAUCGCCGCCUGGAACGCCCUGGAUGUCAUCACCGUGGAGCUCUACCCCACCGACAAAAGGGCAACAGCCUUUGGCAUCCUCAAUGGGCUUUGCAAGUUUGGUGCCAUCCUGGGGAACUCCAUCUUCUCCUCCUUCGUAGGGAUAACCAAGGUGGUUCCCAUCCUUCUGGCCUCCUCCGCUCUGGUUGGGGGUGGCCUGCUGGCUCUGCGCCUGCCAGAGACUCGAGAACAGGUCCUGAUGUGA
Messenger RNA from Agelaius phoeniceus (red-winged blackbird), 2135 nucleotides. The record is from RefSeq and is a predicted model, not a curated record. NCBI's taxonomy places the organism in Eukaryota, Metazoa, Chordata, Aves, Passeriformes, Icteridae.